Entamoeba invadens IP1 is the source of this 435-nucleotide messenger RNA. RefSeq lists its product as hypothetical. The transcript has a single exon. The coding region runs from base 1 to 435 and encodes 144 amino acids. The record is from RefSeq and is a predicted model, not a curated record. NCBI's taxonomy places the organism in Eukaryota, Evosea, Mastigamoebida, Endamoebidae.
AUGUUCUUUAUUGCUUUACUUCUUGCUUUUUGCUCUGCUGACCCUGGAAUAAUUGAUAUGAAAUUCUGUCCAGAUAAACCAGUCAACUUGGAUAUAGAUAUCAUGAAAGUUGAAUACCAAAAACCAGCUGAAAGAAUUCGAACAAAUUAUACAAUUUAUAUGGAAGUAAUAAAACCACAUACAGAUCUUGUUCUCAAGUGGCACGUUGAAUACUAUUGGGGUUCACUUUACAUCUCUUCUUACCAAUACGACGAUCGAGAUGUAUGUAUUGCAAUCGAGGGAGGUUGUCCUACAAAACUUGGACCAAAUCAAAUGAAGGAGAUUGGUUAUAUUAAAGAAAGUGUCACUCUCCCAGGUUGGUACUCUCUCGUGCUUGAAAUGACUGACAACAACCUUUAUAACAGUUGCUUCCAUGGAUGGGUCUAUCUCUUUUAA